This is a messenger RNA of Phragmites australis (common reed), 665 nucleotides long. Its product is annotated as heavy metal-associated isoprenylated plant protein 44-like. NCBI's taxonomy places the organism in Eukaryota, Viridiplantae, Streptophyta, Magnoliopsida, Poales, Poaceae. The record is from RefSeq and is a predicted model, not a curated record. Gene Ontology annotation, molecular function: metal ion binding. Bases 124 to 390 code for a protein of 88 amino acids. The transcript is spliced from 3 exons.
CUUUGCCGCCUCGUGGGUUGCUUGCCGCUAUAAGAAGGCUGUACCGUUCUCAUCUUAUUCCCUUCUCCCCGUCUGGAAAGCCGGCGAUCGACGGAAUAAGAUCAUCCAACACCGGUUUCUUCCAUGGAGAGCACCGAGCUGAAAGUAGAGAUGGUGGCAUUGCAUGAGAAGAGGGUACGGAAAUGCCUGUCCAAAGUGAAAGGCAUUGAGAGAGUUGAGGUGGAGGCGAGCAUCCAGAAGGUGAUCGUCACCGGGUGCGCGAACCGGAGCAAGAUCCUGAAGGCGCUCAGGAGGGUGGGGCUCCGGGCGGAGCCGUGGUCGCCGCACAACGAGCUGCUCAGCGCCUACGCCGCCGGCAGCCUCAUGUUCAACAACUACAGCUUCUUCUGAAUCCUGAUACCUUCGAGCACCUCUAGCCAGUCAUCGAUAUGAUAUUUCUGCUGUUUGUUGGGGAUUUGGGUGUUGCUAAAUUACGUAGUUUUUUUUUCUUCUUCUCUUUCUUCAUCUGACCGGGAACGGGAUGGCGUCCCACAUGUACACAUGGUCGCGUUUCUCCUUCUUUUGGGGCCUUUGGGGAUCGUGGAGUGGUGAGGGAGGCAGCAGGCAGAUGUAAAAUGUUCUGUUCUGCAGGCAAGAAAAUUAAGCCGGUGUCAUGAACCCAUGAU